AUGCGAGUUUCUGUCGCUUCUUCCACUUCAGCCUGCGAGCCCAUUAAUCCAAAGUACCCUCAUUGGAAUGACGCCAGCUGCCUCACAGCCAUCAUAUUUGCCAGUCUCGGUGGUCUCCUUACCAUCCUCAUCCUCGUCGUCUUCAUUGUUUAUCGUAAUACCGCUGUAGUGAAGGCAUCCACCCGAGAAUUAAUGUGGCUCAUCCUUGCCGCUAUGCUUUUGGCCCACGCCUUCACUGUCCUCGUCCUGUUUCGUCCCUCCGCCAUCACCUGCGCCCUUCAACGUACCCUACCCGGGCUCGCGUUUACUGCCAUCUACGCUGCAUUAGUCACCAAGACCAAUCGGAUUGCCCGUAUCAUGGAGGGAUCAAAGAGGAUCCUGGUGAAGAAACAGAGGUUUCUCUCUACGUCGGCUCAGUUAUUUAUCACUGGAAGCGAUGGCAACAUCAAACGUGAACCGCCCCAGCGAGGAGGAGAGGGCGGUCUCCCCUACGCCAAUUUGGUGGAUAAAAAGUAUGUCGUGCUAAUUGCCGUCGAGGUCGCAGUGAUAACAACGAUGUUGAUCAUCGAAGCACCGGGCACGGAGCUACGAUUCUCCAAGGACCUCAUUCGAGCUCGUUUGUGCUGCAACACCAGUCAACGCGGAAAUAUAAUCCCGCUUGGGUUUCCCAUCUUUCUCAUAGCUAUGUGCACCAUCUACGCCAUAAAGACACGCAACCUGCCGCAUAACUUCAAUGAGGCCAAAUUCAUCGGCUUCACUAUGUACACCACCUGUGUCCUCUGGCUCUCCAUCAUUCCGGUCUACCUAUCAGGGUACAAGACUGAGGUGACCCUGACCCUCUGCAUCAGCAUCUCCGCCACGAUCGCUCUGAUGGUGCUCUUUGUGCCAAAGACCUACAUCAUCCUCUGUCGACCGGAGAAGAAUUCGCGCAUGUCAUUCGCCACCGCGAAGGAUAUUCGAUGCCACAUGGGAGUGCUACAGACCAACGUCAACACUAAGGACAAAUCAAAGAAGUUAUUUGGGAAGAAGGGUAACCCCGUGGGAGGCAGAAAGUCCUCUGGCUACACCGAAGUGGUGGAAAUGGCGAGUGACAGAAAAAUCUCCUUGCUCCCACCAUCCCAGCCACCAGGAAUGCAACCCAAAGCAUCGCAUGAUUUGACAGCACCAUCGGCAGAAGUCUCCUCACCUAGGAUAACGAAUGGCAGUCCCGGUGGAAAAGUUGAUGAUGCCUGUCGAGGGUCCUCAGAUUCAGUCCAAGUUUCUUUGGAUGAGAACAGACAACGGAAGUCAUUUAUUCGACGGGAAAAGCAUCUAUUCCCACCGCGGAUGAGGCCAUCGAUGAAAGCUGAGGCGAUCUGCCAAACUGACUGGAGUCUGCCUCCAGGAGGAGAACUGGGGUUGGCUGAAGCUGAGGACCUCUCCACGGGAUCGGAAUCCAAUAAGAGGCUGUCAAGCUUCUCAUCGGAAAGUGAAAGAAAGAGGUCAUACGAGCUGCUAGAGAAGAUACUUAUGGCUAAACAGGAGGUCUUGAAUGACCAACAGUGUCAACUUGAUUUCCUUAAGAGCAAAGUGUGUGCCUUAAAGGAAGAUAAUCGUAUGCUAAAGGCACAAGGCCAUGUUCAAGCUGCCAUUAUUGAAAAGUUAGACGGAAAGAAUGCGAGGCUGCCAAUGCUGAUGAAUAGUCAGAUGGAGGAAAUAAGGGUUUAUCGUGAGCAGCUGAAGCGUUUGAAGGAUAUUUUUGUUCGCACAAAUAAGGCUAUGCAGGAGUCGGAAAGUGCUCGUUACAGAGCCGAGGAGGAGCUGCAGCAUUUAAGGGACCUCGCUUUUGAACAGAAUCUGCCGGAACGUGAGGAGCUGGUCUCUGCUUUGCAGCAGCUAAGGGAGGAAUAUGAAUCCAUUGAGAGGGACAAAGUGGCACUGGAGAAGUAUGUUCACAAUCUGGAAAAGAACCAGCGAUGCGAGCGCACACGCCUAUUGCGACAACAGCGCGACCUGCAGGCCAAAUGCGCCACACUGGCCUCCACCGUGCGUGGUUUGCAGACGGAUCUGCAGGAGAAGCAACGGAUGCUGGAGGCACAUGCGCAGCGUGGCAGGAGUCGAUCCACUGCUCGAGGGACUGCCGACGCCACAGCUGUACAGAUGCAGCCACCUCCACAACCGACUCCGUCACCGCAUCUGGUGAAGACGGAAACGAAAAUCAAGGCUCAACUGAAAACCACCAAUCAAAUGGAUGGAUGCACUUCUCAAACCGACACCCCGAAAAGGAAUGUAAAAUCCUCCACUCGUCCAGCAACAACGAUUUUGAGCGUUGAACCACGCAUAUCAAAUGAGGUGUUCUGUCGUCCACAAACCGUUGAACCGACUUUGGAUCUGACGAAAAGCUGCCUUGGAAAAAGCCAUGAUUGCGAACUGGCAGUUUUGAAAGCUAGGGAAAACUUGGCUCGUUUGGUUGCAGAGGCAAAAAUCAAGGAGGAGGAGGAGGAGGAACCUAUCAUGUCAAAGAGGAACGAGUCGAAAGCUGCUCCCCUAACCACCAUCGUCGGUGCGCAGUCUUACGAGGACUGGCCAGAAUUUGAGGUUGCCGAACCACUCAAAAUGCAACCACUUCCACGGCCCGUGAAAGUCCAGAAUGACAUCAAGGCGAUCAAGAAAGCUGGUGCUACGGCUGCUAGAGGCGACUCUAUAGAGGUCCCAGAGGCGCUUCAAAAGUCACCAGCCAGUACAGUGCAAGAAAAGUCUAUGACGGUCAUUUCGGAUCUAGUACGUGAAAUGACGGUAGCUAAGGAGAGGCAAGACGAAUUCCAGGCAGAAAAUGCGGACAAAAAUGAAUGCUCUGGUGUUUGCUCUUCAGUCAUUUCAAAAACUAUAGGAGAUGGGGACAGUGUGAAAUUAGGAUCAAAAAUUCUGCAAGGUAAUCCAAGGGAGAAGAAGGCUGUCCAUUCAAAGGAGUCUCAUUCACAACACCCACAUCCGACUGCCGCCAACGCAAUCACAAACGUCGAUAGCAACAACACAAAUAGCGCAGAAACCGCCGGCAACACAAGUGGCACUCGUCUUGCCUCCAAACUCUUCGAUGCUCAGGCCAAAUCUGCACCACCCAACACCUCGUAUGCUUCGCUGAAACAAAAGCCUGGUGCAGCCGUUCAAAUGGAUGAUGAGCUCGAAUGUCAUCAUGUCACCGGGCUUUACACUGAACCGUCCGUUCAUUGA
This is a messenger RNA of Echinococcus granulosus, 3210 nucleotides long. Its product is annotated as Metabotropic glutamate receptor 5. The record is from RefSeq and is a predicted model, not a curated record. Gene Ontology annotation, cellular component: postsynaptic density membrane. NCBI's taxonomy places the organism in Eukaryota, Metazoa, Platyhelminthes, Cestoda, Cyclophyllidea, Taeniidae. Bases 1 to 3210 code for a protein of 1069 amino acids. The transcript has 16 exons. Gene Ontology annotation, molecular function: G protein-coupled receptor activity involved in regulation of postsynaptic membrane potential; adenylate cyclase inhibiting G protein-coupled glutamate receptor activity. Gene Ontology annotation, biological process: regulation of synaptic transmission, glutamatergic; G protein-coupled glutamate receptor signaling pathway.